UCCGGCGUUUGGCCUUUGCAGUAAGGAGUUAUUUGGCGGACCUCGCAAGUUUUUCUCUACUUUCUUUGUGGUUAUUUUUCAUCGAAGAGGGUGUUUUGUUUUCAAUUUUUACCCUCGUUUGCCUCCUUGUGUGUUUGGUGUGUCGACGGACUGUAAUAAGAAAGUAUUUGGGGCGUGGUAGUCCACUUGGAAGCUAAAGAAGGAAGGAAGACUGACCGCGGCUGUGCCUAUGAUGCCGACGUUGCGGGACAGCACCAUGUCCCAUCCCGGCGAGAAUUCCCAUCAAGUCCGGGUGAAGGCUUAUUACAAAGGGGACAUCAUGAUUACCCAUUUUGAGCCAUCCAUUUCAUACGAAUACCUGUAUGGAGAGGUGAAGGACAUGUGCUCCAUGGACAACGACCAGCUCUUCACCAUGAAGUGGAUAGAUGAAGAAGGUGACCCUUGUACUGUGUCGUCUCAACUAGAGCUUGAAGAAGCUCUGCGCCUCUACGAACUCAACAAAGACUCUGAGCUCAUUAUCCACGUUUUCCCUUGUGUACCAGAGAAGCCCGGCAUGCCCUGUCCGGGAGAAGACAAGUCGAUAUAUCGGCGUGGCGCACGGCGCUGGAGGAAACUUUACUAUGCUUGCGGUCACGCCUUUCAGGCCAAACGUUUUAACAGACGGGCCCACUGUGCCAUCUGUACAGACCGUAUCUGGGGUUUGGGGAGACAAGGUUACAAAUGCAUCAACUGUAAACUGCUGGUGCACAAGAAGUGCCAUAAACUGGUCACAGUGGAAUGUGGCAGACAGAUGAUCCAGGAACCAAUAAUGCCUGGUCCAACAUCUACUCCGUUAGACCCAAGUGAACAGUCAGGCUCUCAGAGUAAAGACUCCAGAGAAAGCUUGACUUAUGAUGGAGAAGAGAAAGAGGCAAGGAGCAGUAGAGACGCAGGGAAGUCACCAUCCAGCCUGGGGCUGGCCGACUUUGAUUUGCUGAGGGUGAUCGGUCGGGGCAGCUAUGCCAAAGUGCUGUUGGUGCAACUGAAAAAGACAGAGCGCAUCUACGCCAUGAAAGUUGUGAAGAAGGAGUUAGUCAAUGAUGACGAGGACAUUGACUGGGUCCAAACAGAAAAGCAUGUUUUUGAGCAGGCCUCUAAUCAUCCCUUCCUGGUGGGUCUCCAUUCGUGUUUCCAGACAGAAAGCAGACUUUUCUUUGUAAUCGAAUAUGUGAAUGGUGGAGAUCUUAUGUUUCACAUGCAGAGACAAAGGAAACUCCCAGAAGAACACGCCAGAUUUUACUCAGCAGAAAUCAGUUUGGCACUAAACUACCUUCAUGAACGGGGAAUCAUCUAUAGAGAUCUCAAAUUAGACAAUGUGCUACUGGAUUCUGAAGGACACAUCAAGCUUACAGAUUAUGGCAUGUGCAAGGAGGGCUUGAGACCAGGUGACACAACAAGCACAUUCUGUGGUACACCCAACUACAUCGCCCCCGAAAUUCUCAGAGGAGAGGAUUAUGGGUUCAGUGUGGACUGGUGGGCCCUGGGGGUCCUGAUGUUUGAGAUGAUGGCAGGCCGGUCACCCUUUGACAUUGUUGGGAGCUCUGACAACCCAGACCAAAACACAGAAGACUACCUCUUCCAAGUAAUAUUGGAAAAACAGAUAAGAAUCCCCCGUUCGUUGUCAGUCAAAGCCGCCAGUGUCCUCAAAGGAUUCCUCAACAAGGAUCCCAAGGAACGUCUCGGCUGUCACCCUCAGACGGGCUUUGCUGACAUCAUGGGCCAUCCAUUCUUCCGAAAUGUCGACUGGGACCUUCUGGAGCAGAAACAAGUGGUCCCUCCAUUUAAACCCAACAUCUCAGGGGAGUUUGGACUAGACAACUUUGACGUCCAGUUCACCAACGAGCCAAUCCAACUCACGCCGGACGAUGAGGAUGUGGUCAAGAAGAUCGACCAGUCUGAGUUCGAAGGGUUUGAGUACAUCAACCCACUCCUGAUGUCAGCGGAGGAGUGUGUGUGAGGGACACACACAUCGUCUGUGGUCAUGAACACCACACAUACACACACACACACACCACA
This is a messenger RNA of Thalassophryne amazonica, 2055 nucleotides long. RefSeq names its product protein kinase C, iota (gene prkci). Gene Ontology annotation, biological process: protein phosphorylation. Bases 230 to 1996 code for a protein of 588 amino acids. The record is from RefSeq and is a predicted model, not a curated record. Gene Ontology annotation, molecular function: protein binding; diacylglycerol-dependent serine/threonine kinase activity; ATP binding. NCBI's taxonomy places the organism in Eukaryota, Metazoa, Chordata, Actinopteri, Batrachoidiformes, Batrachoididae. The transcript has 18 exons.